This is a messenger RNA of Rhinolophus ferrumequinum (greater horseshoe bat), 2365 nucleotides long. It is a transcript of the gene CHRNA4, whose product is annotated as cholinergic receptor nicotinic alpha 4 subunit. Gene Ontology annotation, biological process: signal transduction; nervous system process; monoatomic ion transmembrane transport. Gene Ontology annotation, molecular function: transmembrane signaling receptor activity; acetylcholine-gated monoatomic cation-selective channel activity. Gene Ontology annotation, cellular component: postsynaptic membrane; synapse; neuron projection. The transcript has 6 exons. The record is from RefSeq and is a predicted model, not a curated record. The coding region runs from base 182 to 2077 and encodes 631 amino acids. Lineage: Eukaryota; Metazoa; Chordata; Mammalia; Chiroptera; Rhinolophidae.
GACGCGCCGCUGAACCCACAGUCCUGCGCUCCCAGCCCAGCGGGAGGAGCGGCCGAGCCAGGCCGGGCGGACAGAGCGGCCGGCGCGGCGCGGGGUGCAUGAAGUUGGGCGCGUGCGGGCCUCGGAGCGGGGGCGCGGCGGAGACAGGAGCGGUCCGCGUCUACAGCCCGCUCGGUGCGCCAUGGAGCUCGAGGACCCGGGGGCGCUGCCACCUCCGCCGCUGGCGCUGCUGUUGCUUCUCGGGGUCGGCCUCCUGCCUGCGGGCAGCCACGUGGAGACCCGGGCCCACGCAGAGGAACGGCUGCUGAGGAAGCUCUUCUCUGGCUACAACAAGUGGUCCCGGCCUGUGGCCAAUAUCUCGGACGUGGUCCUCGUCCACUUCGGCCUGUCCAUCGCACAACUCAUUGACGUGGACGAGAAGAACCAGAUGAUGACAACGAAUGUGUGGGUGAAGCAGGAGUGGCAUGACUAUAAGCUGCGCUGGGACCCCAGCGACUAUGAGAAUGUGACCUCCAUCAGAAUCCCCUCCGAGCUCAUCUGGCGGCCGGACAUCGUCCUGUACAACAACGCGGAUGGGGACUUCGCUGUCACCCACCUGACCAAGGCCCACCUGUUCCAUGACGGCCGGGUACAGUGGACGCCCCCCGCCAUCUACAAGAGCUCCUGCAGCAUCGACGUGACCUUCUUCCCCUUCGACCAGCAGAACUGCACCAUGAAGUUCGGCUCCUGGACGUACGACAAGGCGAAGAUCGACCUGGUGAGCAUGCACAGCCGCGUGGACCAGCUGGACUUCUGGGAGAGCGGCGAGUGGGUGAUCGUGGAGGCCGUGGGCACCUACAACACCCGGAAGUACGAGUGCUGUGCCGAGGUGUACCCCGACAUCACGUACGCCUUCGUCAUCCGGCGCCUGCCGCUCUUCUACACGGUCAACCUCAUCAUCCCCUGCCUGCUCAUCUCCUGCCUCACCGUGCUCGUCUUCUACCUGCCGUCCCAGUGCGGCGAGAAGGUGACGCUCUGCAUCUCGGUGCUGCUGGCCCUCACCGUCUUCCUGCUGCUCAUCACCGAGAUCAUCCCGUCCACCUCGCUGGUCAUCCCGCUCAUCGGCGAGUACCUGCUCUUCACCAUGAUCUUCGUCACGCUGUCCAUCGUCAUCACCGUCUUUGUGCUCAACGUGCACCACCGCUCCCCGCGCACACACAGCAUGCCCGCCUGGGUGCGUCGGGUCUUCCUGGAUGCCAUGCCGCGCCUGCUGCUCAUGAAGCGGCCGUCUGUGGUCAAGGACAGCUGCCGGCGGCUCAUCGAGUCCAUGCACAAGACGGCCGGUGCCCCACGCCUCUGGCCCGAGCCCGAGCCCCAGGGGGAGUCCCACCACGCAAGCAGAGCCCAGAGCUGGGGCCCCUCGCCCAGCCGGUCCUUCUGUGGCCCCCUGGACGAGCCUGUCAGGCCCCAGCCUGCCUGCAAGCCGCCCUCGGACCAGGUCCCUGUUCUGCCGCCCUCAGAGGCCCAGAAAGCCAGCCCCUGCCCCUCGCCAGUCACCUUCCGCUCACUCACCGGCACCAGGGCCGCCGGGCUCAACAAAGCCCGGUCCCUGAGUGUGCAGCACAUGUCCAGCCCUGGCAAAGCAGCUGAGGGCGGUGUCCGGUGCAGGUCUCACAGCAUCCAGUACUGCGUUCCCCGAGAGCAGGCCGCCUCCCAGGCCGAUGGCCAGACUGCCAGCUCCCCCGCCUCCCUGAAGGUCCCCCCAGCGGAGCUCCCACCCCCAGACCAGGCUUCUCCAUGCAAAUGCAAGUGCAAGAGGGAGCGGUCCAGAGGGUCCCCAAACGCUGCCCUGAAAGCCCGCAGCACCAAAGCCUCUCCCCGGCACCUGCCCCUGUCACCGGCCCUGACGCGGGCGGUCGAGGGUGUCCAGUACAUCGCAGACCACCUGAAGGCAGAAGACACAGAUUUUUCGGUGAAGGAGGAUUGGAAGUACGUGGCUAUGGUCAUUGACCGUGUCUUCCUCUGGGUGUUCGUCAUCGUCUGCCUGCUGGGGACCGCGGGCCUCUUCCUGCCGCCCUGGCUGGCUGGCAUGCUCUAGGGGCCGGGACGGCGGGGCCCCGGUGCCUGCAUGACAACGGCAGCGUCUACGGAGCUGCACCUGCUCUGCACGGGACCCCCUGCACCCACCGGGGUCACGCCCUUUCCCAGACUGUCCCCCCUUCUGUUUACUGUAAGACGGACUUGGGAAGAGCUCCUGCCUCUUGGGGGUGCAGGGCGCUCAGUCCUGUCCCAGGGCAGCCAGCGGCAAAGGGGCCGGGCUGGUAAAUGCUUGUUUUUGUCUGCAGGGCAGUGUCACCGCCUGAGUCUUAAUAAAGCUUAUUGGGAG